Molecule: messenger RNA, 342 nt
Organism: Aspergillus homomorphus CBS 101889
Lineage: Eukaryota; Fungi; Ascomycota; Eurotiomycetes; Eurotiales; Aspergillaceae
Exons: 2
Coding region: 1-342 (113 amino acids)
Source: RefSeq, a predicted model, not a curated record
AUGUGGAUCUACCAUGCGAACAACUACCCACAUCCCCAACUGCACUCUGGUAUCCUGCUCAAUGCCCCCAUAUCGAAAACUCCCAGUGGGGUCUCUCACGAUGAGGAUGAACAGAAACCUCCUCCGGACGGAGCCAUCGGCAUAGUAAGCGUCGUGAUCGCCCUGAUGCUGCUGAACGCGCUCGGCAUCUCUGACCAAGCCGCACCCCCGCUGGAGCACUUGACUUUGCUGGGCUAUCACAACGACGGGCUGACCCGAGCCAAUGUCGCCUGCGACGAUCCACUGCUCAACUCCACCCUGGCCGUACAGCCCAGCUUUUACCUACACGACAACCACCACUGA